Molecule: messenger RNA, 1479 nt
Organism: Ylistrum balloti
Lineage: Eukaryota; Metazoa; Mollusca; Bivalvia; Pectinida; Pectinidae
Product: mu-like prophage FluMu tail sheath protein
Exons: 1
Coding region: 1-1479 (492 amino acids)
Source: RefSeq, a predicted model, not a curated record
AUGACGACAAUCACCUUUGAUACCUUGUCGGCUAACAUCUUAAGGCCUGGCGUCCUGCAAGAGAUUGCAGAAAGCGCAACACAGAUAGAGACAGGCAACCGUCCAAAUCGCGUGCUGCUUGUUGGGUACCGGUCUAGUAAUGGUAGUGUUGCGGCUUUAACACCUAGGAAACCAACACGUAUUAGCCAAGCCCAAGACUAUUUUGGCGCAACUUCCAUGCUCGCUAAAAAGUUUGCGGCGUUUUGGGAGAUUCACCAACGAUUUAAGGUUACCUGUAUUGCAGUAGAUGAGCCUAGCUCUGGUACUAAAGCAACAAAAACACUGACAUUUACAGGUACCGCAACAGAGGCAGGUAUCAUUCAUCUAUAUAUAGAUGGCAUCUACGUGCCUGUUUCCGUUGCCAGCGGCGACGCGGCAGCGGAUGUUGCUACAGCUGUACAGACUGCACUAGCGGCACGCACAGAUCUGCAAAUGACAAGUAGUGUUUCUAGUGGUGUUGUGACCUUAAGCGCUAAUCAUAAAGGUGUUCAUGGUAAUCACCAUGACGUGCGUGUUAACUACCGUCAAGACGAAGAUAAUCAAACAUUACCUGCUGGUAUUAGCCUGGCCAUUGCUGACGGCACCGCUGGUAGUGGCGUUAUUGACAUUACAACGAUUACGGCUGUUAUGGGUGACAGUCCCUAUGAAUUAAUUGUGCAGCCUUUUUCCGAUUCGCAAGCGUUAUCUGAUUGGGAAGAAGAAUUGCAGCGACGUUGGGGUGAUGACGAAAACCUAAAUAGCGUCAUGAUGGUUCCUGUCUUUGGUACCCACUCAGCAAACACAACAUUAGCUGAAGGUUUAAAUACACAAUUUAUUUGUCCACUUAGUCUGCCAAGCAAUAUUCCUGCAACACCAUGGGAGGUUGCAGCUCGUGUUGGUGCAAUAGAGACAAAUGUUAACGAUAUUGAAGUUGGUAGACCUUGCCAGCGACAAGUUGUUCCAAAUACCUUGGUACCAAAUGAAGAGCAUCGAUUUACAGGAGCGGAACGAGAAGCACAACUUCAAGCAGGCUUAAGUACAUUUUACGUUGAUGAUUUUGGUAAGCUUCGCAUUGAGCGCUUAAGAGCAACCUAUAAACGAAACAGCGCAGGUGAAGAUGAUUACCGGUUCCGUGACUUUGUUGUUAUGCGUAUGUUGCAAGCUAUGCGCUACGACUGGCAACGACGCAUUCAUUUAAAAUUUGCUGACUGGAAAUUUGCAAGCGAUAACAACGCAGGCGGCCCUGGUAAACGUGUUGUUACACCUAAUGUCUUAAAAGCAGAAGCACUAUUUCAGUUUGAUGAUUGGUUUGAUGAAGUCUUAGUGCAAGAUCGUGAUCAAUAUAAAAAAGAUCUACGUGCCAUUGCUUUAAGCGAUACGCAGGCAGCAAUGAUUUUGCCACCACACCUUAUUGGUCAAUUUCGUCAAGUAUUAACCCGUGUUCAACCCAUUGUUAAGUAG